Molecule: messenger RNA, 1021 nt
Organism: Phalacrocorax carbo (great cormorant)
Lineage: Eukaryota; Metazoa; Chordata; Aves; Suliformes; Phalacrocoracidae
Source: RefSeq, a predicted model, not a curated record
UUGGCUUUCAGCUAAACCGGAGGGCUGCAGCAGGCAGCAGUAGGUGGUGAUGUAAUAGGUACCAACGCACAUGGAUAUAUAAAUAUCGUGGCCAGGGCUAAAGCGCUAUGGCUGAGCUGCUAUAGAAGAAGAUCAGCACUUCAGACAAGACUCCUGGAGUUGAGAUCAAGUUCAGAAGCUCUUGCUCCCGGGAUUUCCUCUCCAUGCAGCCAGCCCAGGGAAACCGCAGAUCCUCGGGGGACUGAGCGCGGGGCUCCCUCCCUCCCCCUCGCCUCGCUUUUUGGUUUUGUUUUAUUUUGUUUUGGUUUUUUGUUGGUUUCCUUUUUUUUUUUUUUUUCUCCCCCCCUUUGACCUCAGUAUAAAGUGGGAGCUGGGGGGCGAGCGUAUUUUCGGAGCGAGCGGCCGCCGGCCCGUAGCUACGCUCCCUUAAGCCGGGAUGCCUCUCCCCGCGGCGCUGCUGCCGGCUCUGCUCCUGGGGCUGCUGUGGCCGGGGGCGGUACGCGGCCGGCCCCCCCCGGGUCGCCUCCCCGCCGGGCCCCGCCAGCGCCGUUGGGACGCGGCUCUUUUCGCCCGUUCCGUCGCUCGACUCCCGGCCGAACGCCGCGACGCCGCCCGCGACGGCGACUACCUCCUGGGUAUCAAACGGUUGAGGCGCCUCUACUGCAACGUGGGCAUCGGUUUCCACAUCCAGGUGCUGCCCGACGGUCGCAUCGACGGGAUCCACAGCGAGAAUCAAUACAGUCUGCUGGAAAUCUCCCCCGUGGAAAGAGGAGUGGUGAGCAUAUUUGGAGUUAGAAGCGGACUCUUUGUGGCCAUGAAUAGCAAAGGCAAACUCUAUGGAUCUACCCAUUUCAAUGACGAGUGCAAAUUCAAAGAGAUUCUCCUGCCAAACAACUACAAUGCUUACGAAUCCAGGAUUUAUCCCGGGAUGUACAUAGCCCUGAGCAAAAAUGGAAGAACAAAGAAAGGCAAUAAAGUAUCUCCCACAAUGACAGUGACACAUUUUCUUCCUAGAAUCUGA